AGUUGUGUAAACUGUACACUGCUGCGUUUGUGUGUCAAUAGUUUGUGGAUAAAGUAGUUUGCUUCAAACCAGAGGCAGGGGAGUCAUGCAGAUCGGGUGGGUUACUUCAGAACAGUUGUGCAGACCACGAUUGUGUUGCAGGAGGUCUUUGCAAGACUCUGCUGCAAUGAUCCCAUUUGAUACAGCAGAGAAGAAGGUUACAGCUGGGGCGUGGUUUCAUAUCUCACGGAAUUAUCUCAAAGCAGGUUUCAAUAAACAGCAAAAAAAGACCUGUUUAGCAGCUAUUCUCAUCUGCAAGAUUCAAAUGGACCAAAAAUGGCUUCUGAUUCUGGUGAUUCUGGGGUUUUGUCAAAUUACUUCAGGAGCUGUCAAAUCAGCAAAGGAAGGGGACAAGACUGAAAUCAGCUGUACACCUCAAACUUCAGCAGGGGCCAGCAUGAUCGUCUGGUUUCGAGUGUUGGAUAGUUCUCGCAUGGAAUUCAUUGGGUCUUUCAGCGCAACUGGCAUAAAAAAGACAGUGAUGCCAAACUUCGAUGAGAUCUUCUCUCACUCAACAAAUCGUCUAACACUGAAGUCCUUCCAAACAAAAGACAGUGGCACUUAUAGUUGUGCUGCACUUGUCAGCGGUACCAAACUGACUUUUGGAGAAGUAACUAAAAUAGAAGGAGCUAAAACUGUAGCUAAAACAGCAGCACCACCGACGUGCACCACCGCAAGUAGUGUGACCACAACUCCAUCUUGUGAUUGUAAAAAGAAAAAUGGAGGGGUGUUCAUUUCUUCUAUGAGUUGUACUCCAAUAAUAUGGGGCUCGCUUGCUGGUGGCUGUGGCCUUCUUCUUCUGCUCCUCAUCCUCACCAUCUUGUACUGCAAUCGGAUAAGAACACGGAGAUGCCCACACCAUCACAAAAGAAGGCCACGACCGGAGCCUCCUGAAAAACAAAUGAUGGCCAGUAGAUAUGUUUAAUCUAAAGGGUGAAAUUUCAGACAUUUCUUUAAACCUUUUUUUUUCCUGCUUUUGUGUUGUUGUUGCAUAACCUCCUCAUCCUGUUUGGUAACGUCAACCUAAAGUAUUGUCUUUGUGGAAAUAUAAGAUGGUUUUAGAGUGAUUUGUGUGUUUGGCAUAUUUACAAAAAGCUUUUUAUUGUGAUCAUUGAGUUAUAAUUGCUAUGUAGCUUGAUGGCCGACAACACUCUACUGUCACUUUUAGAUUAAAAUUAAACCCUUUUAAUUAAAUCGUGUGGCUUAAAGCAUUUAUUUAGCAAACUGAAAUGACAGUUACUGGAACCGCUGAAGACGAUCCUGAGAAGCAUGUCUAUUUUGUUUUUGAAUUAUGAGCAAUAAUUGUAUAUAAUUUUUUUUUCUGUAGUUAAAAAAAAAAAAAAAAAAGCUUUAUCUGUUCACUUUGUUUUAGCAGUCUCCCCACAUUCAAUGUGAACUCGCCUCACUGUACUUGCAUUCAGUCAUUCGAACAAUUCAAAGCAGAGUUAAUUUUUUUAAUUAUUAUUAUUUUUUUCUAUUAAUGACUUCCAGGACUUGUUUCUCCAAAAGUAUCUAAUCUCAUGAAUGCAUAUAUUUUAAGGCUAUAAAGCAAUGCUGAAAAGAUCAA
Archocentrus centrarchus (flier cichlid) is the source of this 1606-nucleotide messenger RNA. RefSeq names its product CD8a molecule (gene cd8a). Bases 86 to 964 code for a protein of 292 amino acids. The record is from RefSeq and is a predicted model, not a curated record. The transcript is spliced from 6 exons. Lineage: Eukaryota; Metazoa; Chordata; Actinopteri; Cichliformes; Cichlidae.